CUAGUCAGGUUGCCCAAUUCCUCUGCAUCCUGCCAGUUCCUUCCACUUCGAUACACGGAGGCCGAUCAGAUGACUCUGGAGGCGCUCUCCUUCCUCUUGUCUGCAAACAAUGCCUUUGGCAUCUACUCGGAGUCUCCCUUUUUGCGUCCCGUUAUCCUCUUACAGCCUGUAAGGUUCGCCUCCCCAGUUAAUGUACUCUUUAAUCACGCGGAACCCGAGAACAUGGUCCAUAGGUUGCGAGAUCUGGCAGACCAAAAGUUGGCAAACCUCCCCCUGCUGGCUAUCCUCUCGGGAUCCAAGCUGAAUGCCGCUUCUCUGGGUUUCUACACGGACUACCUGACAUACAGUUUCACUCUCACACUUGAUAUCAAUACAGUACGUCUUCUGAUGGAUCAGUCACGACAGCCGAAUGGCUGCACUGACAAAUACCGUCUCAUUCUUCGGCUGGCCUGGGCAACGACCGGACUUUACAUGCCAGGUGACAAGUCCAAUCCCUCUCGCGUUCUGGCCUCUGAGGUGCUACCACGCUGUCUCUCCGUCCGCGUUGGUCGUCGUAAUGUCACCCUUCCUGAUCUCACCUUUCAUGAGGGCCAGGCGCAGAAUUUUGGUCAUCGUCUCCGUUUUGCAAUUGACAUCACAGACAAGAUUCGUCUUCAAUCUAACUCAUCGGUCCGCUGUCAGUAUAUUGACAUUGACUUAACUUGGUUGCAUGCGCCCUUGGAGGACCACGCACUACCUCUGCUUGAAAUGGUGGGCUCCGGAUCCUGCACUCCCAUUCUGAAUCACUUACUAAAUCUUCCCCUUAUUCAAGUUACCCUUGACCGUGUCCAGCCUAUACCGGAGUUCACCCGCAUGUUUUCAUCGGCUGUUGCUGGGAGGCCGGUGACAGACCCCCCUCCUGUUUGUAAACCUUCUCACUUACCAUCUGAGACGCCAGAAGCCCUUAUCGGGGUUUACGAUUUCUGCAAGUCUCCUGAUCGCGUGAUCGCGGCCUCGGAGACUUUGGCAAUGGUGAAGUCUAAACUUACUUCAGAGGAGGAUUUACAGUCCGAUGGAUGGAUUCCUGUCUCGUUACUUUGCCCCCUCGCUCUCACGCGUAUCGAAGUGAGUCCAAGCAUUUUGGGCAAUGUCUUCACAUGA
This is a messenger RNA of Dibothriocephalus latus, 1140 nucleotides long. The record is from the annotation of a GenBank genome assembly. Lineage: Eukaryota; Metazoa; Platyhelminthes; Cestoda; Diphyllobothriidea; Diphyllobothriidae.